AUGAGGUCGUUUCUCUCGAGCACAUCCCGGCCCCUUGCACCGUCGGGUGCAGUUCGAUCCACAGGAGGGUCACGUAUUGCGUCGCACUUUUACUCUACUGCUCCGUCUGAUAAACACAGGCCGCUACCUCUCGCUGGAGUUACUGUCGUCAGUCUGGAACAAGCUAUUGCCGCGCCAUUUUGCACCCGACAACUUGCCGAUCUUGGUGCUCGAGUCAUCAAGGUUGAACGACCAGUUGUUGGAGACUUCGCACGCCAAUAUGACACCCGAGUUCGUGGACUCGCAUCGCAUUUUAUCUGGACAAAUCGCUCCAAGGAGAGUUUGGCACUGGAUCUGAAACAGAAAAAAGAUCACGCCGUCCUAAUGAAGCUCCUCGCAAAGGCCGAUGUUCUCGUGCAGAAUUUGGCCCCUGGUGCUAGUGCGCGAUUGGGGCUUUCCUACAAAGCGUUGAAGGAAAAGCACCCGAGUUUGAUUGUGUGCGAUAUCUCUGGAUAUGGACAAGAUGGUCCAUAUCGCGACAAGAAAGCCUACGACCUUCUCAUUCAGAGCGAGGCCGGAAUGCUGUCGGUCACAGGCACUGGAAAGGAGCCGGCGAAAGUCGGUAUUUCCAUCGCCGAUAUUUCCGCCGGAAUGUACGCCUAUAGCAACAUUCUCUCCGCACUACUGCAGCGGGGUAAAGAUGGCCAGGGCUGUCAGAUUGAUAUCUCCAUGCUGGAGAGUAUGGUGGAGUGGAUGGGCUUUCCCAUGUACUAUGCAUUCGACGAUGCCCCUGGUCCAGUACCAGCAGGUGCCUCUCAUGCGGCUAUCUACCCAUAUGGGCCUUUCGAAGCUGGCGAUGGACAGUCGGUUAUGUUGGGUAUUCAAAAUGAGCGAGAAUGGGUCAAUUUCUGCAACGACGUCCUUUGCCAGUCGGACCUAGCUGCCGAUCCCAGAUUCUCCAGUAAUUCACUGCGAACUCAAAAUCGUGACGAGCUGAAGUCCAUCAUCCAUGAUGUCUUCUCGAAGUUUACAACGGAAGAAACGAUCGCUCGCUUGGACAAAGCUUCUAUCGCCAAUGCUAGUGUCAAUGACAUGAAAAAUGUCUGGAACCAUGCCCAACUUCAAGCGAGGGAUCGAUGGACCAAAAUACAAACUCCCAUUGGGGCGGUUCCAGCCCUCCUACCACCUGGAUCCACCAAAUCAGUCGAGAAGGGUGGAUAUGGCGCUCAGAUGGGCUCAGUUCCACAAGUUGGAGAACACAAUGAGGCCAUACUUGCGGAGUUAGAUCUAUUAGAUUGA
Penicillium paradoxum is the source of this 1278-nucleotide messenger RNA. Its product is annotated as CaiB/BaiF CoA transferase family protein. Gene Ontology annotation, molecular function: catalytic activity. The record is from RefSeq and is a predicted model, not a curated record. The coding region runs from base 1 to 1278 and encodes 425 amino acids. Lineage: Eukaryota; Fungi; Ascomycota; Eurotiomycetes; Eurotiales; Aspergillaceae. The transcript has a single exon.